CAGCAACAGCAGCCUCAAGGAUCUAUGGUCUGCUGGGAGAGAUUUCUACAUCUUAGGUCCCUCAAGGUUUUGCUUGUAGAAAACGAUGACUCCACUCGCCAUCUAGUCACUGCACUGCUUCGAAAUUGCAGUUAUGAAGUUAUUGCAGCUGCAAAUGGACUAUACGCAUGGAAUAUGCUAGAAGAUCUUACAUAAUAUGUUUGUGUGUAGUACUUCAUUUCUCGAUUCACCACAUUUCAGACUUAUUUUUUCUUCUAGAUGAAGAAAAUUUUAAGACAUCCUUCAGUUAUGAGCUCCUGUUACUCUAUUGUAUCUUGUAUGUUGGGAGUAGACAAAUAGUUAUCUGGCAAACUUAGCAGUUCCCCGUUGGUCAGGAUUUGUUGAAUCUCCUAUAUCUUUACAAUUGGUUGAGCCUUAAAUCUCCUUUCACAAAUUUGCUGCCUAUGGUCGGACUUUCAACUGGGUUUUAUGUUCUCUUUUGUUCUCUUCUGGUUUACCAUCCUUUCUUCUAUGUCAGCAUCCUUAGUUAUUGCAGCUGCAAAUGGACUACACGCAUGGAAGAUGCUAGGAGAUCUGACAUAAUGUGUGUGUAGUGCUUCAUUUCUUGAUUCACCACAUUUCAGACUUAUAUUUCUUCCCGAUGAAGAAAACUAUAACUUUCCAUUGUUCAUUUUUCUGGGUAGCAAAUAUGGAAAACAUACAGGAAUGAAUUUAAGGCUUCCUUCAGCUGUGAGCUCUUCUGUUACUCUAUUGUAUCUUGGAAGUAAACAAAUAGUUAUCUGGCAAAGUUAGCAGUUCCCCGCUGGUCAGGAUUUGUUGAAUCUCCUAUAUCUUUAUAUUCGGUUGAGCUUUGAAUAUCCUUUAUUUUGCUGCCUAUGGUCUGAAUUUCAUUUGGGUUUUAUGUUCUCUUCUGGUUUACCAUCCUUGAAUAUCCGUUCACAAAUUUGCUGUCUGUGAUCUGAAUUUCAAUUGGUUUUAUGUUCUUUUCUUGUUUACCAUCCUUUCUUCUUCGUCGGCAUUCUUAGUUAUUGCAGCUGCAAAUGGACUACACGCAUGGAAGGUGCUAGAAGAUCUGACAAAUCACAUAGAUCUUGUCUUAACAGAGCUGGUCAUGCCUUGCUUAUCGGGCAUCGGUCUUUUAUGCAAGAUUAUGAGCCAUAAAACAAGGAAGAAUAUACCUGUGAUUAUGAUGUCUUCUCAUGACUCAAUGGGUUUAGUCUUUAAAUGUUUGUCAAAGGGUGCUGUCGAUUUUUUAGUGAAGCCCAUUCGGAAGAAUGAGCUUAAAAACCUUUGGCAACAUGUUUGGAGAAGAUGUCAUAGUUCUAGCGGUAGUGGAUGUGAAAGUGGCACGCAGACCCAAAAAUCUGUGAAGUCAAAAAGUGUUCAAAAAUCAGAUAACAACACCGGGAGCAAUGAAGAAGAAGAAGACAAUGAGAGCAUUGGCUUCAAUAUUGGAGAUGGAAGUGACGACGGCAGUGGCACCCAGAGUUCUUGGACCAAGCAAGCUAUAGAGGUUGAAAGCCCUCGACCAGUAUCUGCAUCAGCAUGGGAUCAAAAGCGUGAACGUCCUGAUAGUACUUGUGCUCAAGUUGUCCACUCAAAUGCUGAUGCAUUUGGUAAUAACGUAUCACCUGUUUUGACAGCCGAGUGCCAGGUGCAGAAAAAGCAACUUGAAACUGUUUCCGUGGGUAGAGUUGAAUUAGGCGUGCACAUAAAUCUAGAUUUACAACUUGAACUGUCUGCGGAACAUCCAACCAAGCUAGCUAACAGACAACAGAAUAUUAUGCUUGAGAUAGGAUCCAAUGGAUUUAAUGAGCAGUUUAACGAACAAACAAAUGUUACUGGUCUUGCUACAAAUCUUAAAGAUUCUAAGUUGGGUGUCACAGUGUUUGAGGCACCAACCAGCAAUCCCAAGAUAGACAUUAAGAAUAAAGAUGUUACAGAUUCAGGAGAAUUUCCAUCCCUUGAGCUUGGAUUAAAAAGGCUUAGAGGAGUUCAAACGACAGGGAAAGCAGACCAAGAUGAGCGGAAUGUUUUGAGACGCUCAGAUUCUUCAGCUUUUUCUAGGUACAAUGCUGGCUCAAAUUCUAACAAGACUCGAACUGGGAAUGCUGGGAGUAACUCUUCUCCUUUUCUUUGCUUAGAAGUUACAAACCAAGAGAACAUGCAAGAUAUUCGAUCUCAUUCGAGUGGUAAUCCUCCCAAUCAAUGCUCAAAUGGAGAUAGCAAUAAUAUUGACAUGGGGUCCACUACGAAUAAUGCAUUUUCCAAGUCCAUAGUCAUUAAUAACAAGUCAGCAAUGGCAUCAACAGUCAACUGUUUGAACCCGUUGGCCCAACCUAUUAAGAAUGACAGUCUAUCUGUUCCUCAGCAAGCUGAUACUACCAAUAACGGUACAAUUACAACAAUGCAAACUCAGUCUAAUUGUGUGCACGGGGAAUCUCAAAUUCAGCAACUUUGUCAAACGUAUGAUCACACUCAUCUGCUUGCCCAAAAUAAUCAACAAAAGUCAUCUGAGCGUAAUGAUUUUUCAUUAAAGAAAAUAUCAGCUGCGACACAUUGUGGGUCAUCCAAUGUGUUAAAUGGCCCUGUAGAAGGUAAUGCAGCAAAUUAUAGUGUGAAUGGUAGCGCCUCGGGCAGUAACCAUGGAAGCAAUGGCCAAAAUGGGAGCAGCACUGCAGUAAAUGCUGGAGGGCUGAAUCUGGAAAGUGAUAAUGGAAUAGGCCGGAAAAGUCGAAGUGGGGAUGCCAGUGGAAGUGGUAGUGGAAGUGGAAACAAAGUGGACCAAGACAAAGUCUCACAAAGGGAAGCAGCCUUGACAAAGUUUCGCCAGAAACGGAAGGAAAGAUGCUUCCAUAAAAAGGUGCGAUACCAAGGCAGAAAGAAAUUGGCAGAACAGAGGCCCCGUGUGAAGGGACAGUUCGUGAGACAAAACACAAGCGAAAACACGAGCAAUGUUGGAGAUGGCUAAAGCCAUUGGCAUUGUUUUGGUAAACAAACAAAGAUUUGGUUUUCCCUUUAACAAGAAAUGUCCAUGUGCAUUUGGGAAAAUAGAAAAAUUAGAGUGUACCAUUUUAGACAGAAAAAUGAUGUUUUUACUUAAUAAUUCUAAAUUAGACAGACAAAAGCUGAACUGGACUCUGUUGCCAGUGGCUACUGGACUUCUAAUUCAAGAAGGCCUUCUGCCUUUCUGCAUCAGAAAACUCUACUUUAGUUUGUGUUUGGACACAAUGUGAGUGUAUUAUUAUUCAUUGUUACACCUCCUCUCUCCUUUCCUUUCUCUUCUGUACAACUGGAAAACUCUCACAUUACUACCA
Molecule: messenger RNA, 3317 nt
Organism: Cucurbita maxima (winter squash)
Lineage: Eukaryota; Viridiplantae; Streptophyta; Magnoliopsida; Cucurbitales; Cucurbitaceae
Product: two-component response regulator-like APRR7
Exons: 8
Coding region: 1112-2971 (619 amino acids)
Biological process (GO): cytokinin-activated signaling pathway; phosphorelay signal transduction system
Molecular function (GO): protein binding
Source: RefSeq, a predicted model, not a curated record